AUUUGCUAGUACAACGACAAUAAAAAAUAAACAGAUUUUAUUUUUGACAUGACAUAAUAUAACCUCAAAUUACAAGUUCUUUUUAAAGUGAUUUUAAAAAUAUGGAUUGUAGUACUUUAAAGUGUUAGUGUUUUAGGUGCGUUUGUGUUGAACUAGUGAAAAUUGUCAGUGAAAUGGAAGCUAUGGAGCGGAGAUGCAGAUUGGCGGCUUUCGCUGUGGUCCUCGUCAUCUUUUCGUCACAAUGUGGUAGCGUGGAGGGCCAGAGGAACAACACGAAGAUGUCGUACGUGUGCCCGCCGCAGUUCAUCCGGCUCGGACACAGCUGCUACUUCUUCAGCGAGAACAAGGCCACGUGGCAGAACGCGCUCUUCGCAUGCACGGACCGUGGCAGCAACCUGACCGUCCCGGCCCGGUGGGAAGACAGAAACCUUCGCAAGUACCUCAACAAACCAGAAGUCGAUAAGGCCAGUCGAUGGAUCGGCGGCAUUUACGACUACGGAGCGAAGUCGUGGAGGUGGGGCGGCGACCUGCGCAAGAUGCACUACCAGUCCUUCUCCAAGAUGAAGAAGAUGUCCCCUGAAGAGCUCAAGUGGCACUGCAUCGCUAUGAUACCAGAACUGCUCUACAGGUGGGCGCCACGCAGCUGCAUCGAGGCUCGCCACUUCAUCUGCCAAACUAAACUGCUAAAGAUGCCAAAGGCCAAAGUGAAGACUUUUAAUCGCCGUUGGCAACGUCAGGGUGAGAUCAACGAAAUCAACGUACCAGCGAUCAGCAGGGAAGUCAACGACCCCAUGAUGGUAAACGACGUCACAGCGAACCCUGUCCACAACCCGAAGUCGUACGAUCUCCGCCCGAACCAGCCCCGACUUGGCCCGAAGCGGCACGGCCCGCGGCCCAACAGCAUCCGUGGCACGAGGAACUACGAUCUGAGGCCGAAUGAACUUAAGAAACGUCAGCGACCCUCGAUUCGCCGGCGGCUCAAGAGACCGUUCCCAGGUUACACAUGGAACCGGCGCGACCCCGAGAGCUCGUACCUGCGCAACGCUGCGCUGCUGCGGUCGGGGCGCACGGGGCUGACGCCGCAGCAGGUGAACGCCAACCUGGCGCGCCUGCAGCACCUGCGCGACAAGCAGCUGGCGCGCCGCAAGCGCCUGCGCGACGACGACUGGCUCGAGCACCAGCCGCGCCCGGCGCUCGCGCGGACCCGCGCCCGCACCUACACCGUCGACAACAACAUCAGCGCGCUCCACCCCAAGACCAUCGUCGAAGAGUUCAACAUGGACUUCCCGCAACAACCCAUCGCGCUACCCCAACCGAAACACACCAACGGCUAAACGAUCGACUUACAUUAUCGUUUAAUAUCGAUUGAUAUAUCGAUUAUUCCUCGAAAUUAAUUUUAAGUUCCUCGCGAAUUUUCCGAACUAUUUCCGACUUGCUUGUUUUAUUUAUUCAUGACACUUGAGGUUGUUCUAAUUCCUAUGAUUAGUAUAAAAUCUAGUUAUGAAUAGUCCCGGUCUAUUAAUGGGAAAAUUAGAAUUUUGGAAGGUGUGUUAUUGUAGACGUGUUUAAAAGCAUUUAUUAGGGAUGGGACACGUACCCUUGGCUUUAGUAAUGUAGUCAUCUCCUUUUGUGUCCUGUCUAGCCAUCACGUCAACAUCUGCACAUUACUAGUCUCAAGUGUCAUCUUGUUCUUCUUCUCUUUCUUCUAGAGUAGUUUGAACGUACGAAGUUAUCCUACUCGAUACAAAUUCAGCUUCAUCCAUACUUAACAACUGCAAUCCAGUGUGAUUCUUGUCAAUGUAGAUGUAGUUACCACAAUACGACAUGUUCUAUCGUAGUGUUACAGAAAAUUUGAUGUUGUAUUACGAUUAUUAAAUUAAAGCUUUUAAUUCAUCCGUGUCUGUAUCAAGAGACUCUACGCCAUGUUUUUUAAUGUUAAGUGGAGUAUUAAAAUCAACAAAACAUUACUACAAUCUACGUAGGUAUUAAAUAUUAAUAGAUCUAACUAUUUAAGUCAGGGGAGCUAGUUAAGCGAUUAUUAGUUUUGGGAUGUUACAUCAUCUUUUCAUAAUUUUAAUGUUUUUGUUUUUUUUUCACAUGUUUUAUAAUCAUUUAUAAUGCUGUGCUUAUCUGUGAAGCGCGUGGAGGUAUCUGUUUUAUUUGUAUGUAUUUAUAAUGUACUAGUCAGUAAGUUUUAUGGAAAUAUAAAUCUAGAAUACUAAAAUGUUUAAUCUUAUCUAUAGUUUCAGAAAUGUUGAUAAUAUUAAUGAACAUAAAAUAUUACUGAUGUAGGCACUAUAGAUUGUCGGAAGUAUUCUUCAAUUUUUACUAAAUCUUAAUAUUAACAUUCUCACUGUCUUUAAGAAUAUUUAUUAAAAUGAAUAAGUACCUAACAACAAUGUGUCGUACAUCAUGAUUGGCAUUUCGUGUUUAAUUAGCUAUGUAAGGUUACGUUCCAUAAUUUUGUUAUUUUAGUUAAAACCUAAUAAAUUAAUAUUUUUUUACUAAACUGCCAGUUAUGUGAGUCCUCGCAUUUAUGAAUAUUAAAUCACAUUUUAUAAGUUCUUGUAAAAUAUUUAUAAGCAGUCAUAUUUGCACUUUGAAUGUUAGAUUAGACUUCGAAAUAUCGUCGGAUUGACAUUCUAUUAUCAAAGUUAUUUGUGGUAUUUAAUGUUUUUCUCAAGGCCUAAGUGUAAGAUCUUUUAGAAUAUUUUUAAGGCCUUCAAAAGUUUGAGAGUGGCCAAAAAUUUAACAGUUCUUUAUAAAGCUGUCAUAUCGUAAUCUCUAUAAGUGCCAUCCGCUAUAGUUCGAGACUUCUCAAAUUAACAUAAGUCUUCAACCGUCUUUAAACUUGGUAAUACUUUUAUCCUUAAAGUUUUAAACUAUCCGACGAUAUUUGAAAAUCCUCGUUCAGUCAUUUCAAAUUCAUUAGAAUGUUACAAUCGAUUCACGUCUAAGCAACAUGAAUCGACAUCGAUAAAUAGUUGUAGUAACUUAUGAUUUUAGUUUUCGCGACCCUAGUCCACUAAAAAAUAAAAACUAGUGACAACUUAGUAUUACUAUCAUACCUCAAAACAAUUCUUGAAAUUAUAAAUAGGUAAUUACUGUUUCCCUCUAAUAUUUUUACAUUUUUCACUUAUUUUUAUCUGUAAAUACUACUUAAUUGUAAAUUUUAUAGUAGCAACACCGAGGUACUGUGAAUUUGUUUUUGAGCGAGUAAUGAACUUAUUUAUAGGAUCAAAAUAACUCCUUAUUCUAUUUUAAGUAUUAAUAUUUACUAUUAUAAGGAAAUAAAGAAUCAUCAGAAA
This is a messenger RNA of Trichoplusia ni (cabbage looper), 3308 nucleotides long. RefSeq lists its product as uncharacterized. The record is from RefSeq and is a predicted model, not a curated record. Gene Ontology annotation, cellular component: external side of plasma membrane. The coding region runs from base 174 to 1334 and encodes 386 amino acids. Gene Ontology annotation, molecular function: carbohydrate binding. The transcript has 6 exons. Gene Ontology annotation, biological process: biological process involved in interspecies interaction between organisms. Lineage: Eukaryota; Metazoa; Arthropoda; Insecta; Lepidoptera; Noctuidae.